Messenger RNA from Dromaius novaehollandiae (emu), 5879 nucleotides. It is a transcript of the gene KLHL42, whose product is annotated as kelch like family member 42. Gene Ontology annotation, molecular function: protein binding. The record is from RefSeq and is a predicted model, not a curated record. The coding region runs from base 200 to 1729 and encodes 509 amino acids. The transcript is spliced from 3 exons. NCBI's taxonomy places the organism in Eukaryota, Metazoa, Chordata, Aves, Casuariiformes, Dromaiidae.
CCGGCGACGGGGCUGGGACAGGGCGGCGCCGCCUCCCCUGCCACCCGGCUGCCUGAGGGGCCGGGGCGCCGCCGUUGCCCGCCCGCCUCUUCCCGGCGCGGCGCUGCGCGGCUCCGCCCGCCGCCGCGGGCCCGGCCAGAGGAGGAGCCUCCGUCCGGCAGCGACGGGCCCGGGCUGCAGGCAGGGGAGGGGGAGAGCCAUGUCCCUGGCGGAGCGGCGGCAGCAGGAGGAAGCGGAGGGGGAAGGGGAUGGGGCCGGCGCGGGGGAGGAGGUGGUGCAGAUCCGGCUGGGGGACAAGUGCUACCCGGUGUGCAAGAGGAAGCUCAUCGAGCAAAGCGACUACUUCCGCGCCCUGUACCGCUCGGGCAUGCGGGAGGCAGGGCAAGGCCAGGAGGAGCAGCUACUGCGUGGGGGGCUGAGUGCUCUGGGGCUGGAGCUGGUGCUGGACUUCAUCAACACCUCCUGCCUGGCCAGGCUGGAGCAGGAGGAGGGGGGUGAUGAGGAGCCCCCUUUGUUGGAGGAGCUAGUGGAGGCCGCUUCCUACCUGCAGGUCAUGCCCUUGCUCCGCCUGCUCCUCUCCCAGGUGAGGCUGGGCAAUUGCUUGGAGCUGCACCGCCUGGCUCAGGUCUACGGUCUCCAGGACCUGCACGAUGCGUGUCUAGACUUCAUGGCUGCCCAUUACCAUCAGGUGCUGCGGAGGCCUGAUGCUCGGCCACAUCUCCUUCUGCCCCAUGCUCUCCAGCAACACUUGAAGGAGAGGCGGAUGAAGGGCACUGCCACCCUUGUGGCCAUCGGGGACUUCAUGGGCGCCUCCUCCCUGGGCCUGCCUCCGGGCUGUCACCCUCAGGUGGAAGCUCCCUGGUCAAUGCUGAGGUAUGAUGAGGAAGCCCAGAGGUGGCUGCCCCUGGCCAACAACAUGCCCCCUGAUCUGGUGAACGUCCGAGGCUAUGGGUCAGCGAUGCUCGACAACUAUCUGUUCAUUGUCGGGGGUUACCGGAUUACCAGCCAGGAGAUUUCGGCUGCCCAUUGUUACAACCCUUGCCUAAACGAAUGGAGUCAGCUGGCUUCAAUGAACCAGAAGAGGUCCAAUUUUAAGCUUUUGGCUGUAAAUGGAAAGCUCUAUGCCAUCGGUGGUCAAUCCCUUUCCAAUGUGGAGUGUUACAACCCAGAACAUGACUGGUGGAAUUUCGUAGCAUCCAUGCCAAACCCUCUUGCAGAAUUCUCAGCUUGUGAGUGCAAGGGCAAGAUCUAUGUUAUCGGAGGAUACACGACACGAGACAGAAAUAUGAACAUUUUGCAGUACUGUCCCACUUCUGAUUCCUGGACCAACUUUGAACUGUGUGAUGUCCAUGUUCGCAAACAACAGAUGCUCUCUGUUGAAGAAACUAUAUACCUGGUUGGGGGCUGUAUUCAUGAACUUGGACCAAACCAAAAAUCCAGCCAAAGUGAGGAUGUGUUAGCUGUUCAGUCUUACAACAUUGCUACCAAAGAAUGGCUCUACCUCAAGGAGAACACAUCAAAAUCAGGUCUUAACUUGACUUGCACUCUCCACAAUGAUGGAGUUUAUAUAAUGAGUAGGGAUAUUACAUUAUCUACAAGCUUGGAGCACCAGGUUUUUCUUAAGUAUAAUAUAUUUACAGACAGUUGGGAGUCACUGAGACGCUUUCCAGCCUUUGGACAAAACAUGCUGAUCUGUUCUAUGUAUUUGCCUGAUGUACGAGAAGUGUAACUGCAUCAGGUUUUCCUUCUUAAGUCAUUAAUCAUUGUUGUAAGAAAUAUUGCUCCCUAUAAAUAAUUCCAAUUUCAGAAUGUAGUAUGGUUGCAUAAUGUAGGCAUAAAAUAUUGAUUCUGUUCUUAAAAAAAUGUUGCAAAAUCAAGUAUUCAGAGAAAUGCUUCCAGAACCAUUUUUAAGAUUACAAUUUUAAAAUGUUAUUGUUUUGGAUUUAAAUGCCACCAAGAAUUGUUGGCAAUCUACAUAUAACGUUAUCGUGUUGGUAACUGAUAAUGGACUUCCGCAAGCAAAACUGAUCAUUCUAGUUUUAGUCUCCAUCUUAAUAGACAGUUUAGAAGAUAAAUAAAAAGUAUGCAUAGUAAAAGUGAAGAUAAUUUAAUAAAGUAAAUAAUUAUAAACCUAAGAGAAACCACAAAGGGCAUGAAUUAUUUUAAGACACAGUUUUUACUCAGUGUGUCCUGUUAAAUGCACAAUAUUUAAGAUGGUUUGUACUCUUACAGUAUUAUCUCUUCUAUAGAAACAGGUGAGAUUUUUCAGAGAUGUCAGCAAUUGGGUACCACUGAGAAACAUAAAUUCCCCUGAGUUAUUUGUGAUGAAAUGCUUUGGCAGGAGUUGGGAGGAUUUGCCUAGAGGUUGAAGAUUGCUGGUUGGGUAUUAGCUGAUCCUUUAAUGGAAGUUGAUAGCAUUUAUUCCUGCCAUUAAGGCAGAACUAAAAAGGCUGUAAAUUCAGAUGGGAAAGUUUGCUUAUCUUCAGAAAGGUUUUGUGGUUUAGUUAGUUGUCCUGUUAUAUUUUGAACUACUGAGCACUGAAGAUCAAAUUAGAGAAACAAGGAAGCAGAUGUUGGCAACAAGAUACAUGUUAGGAAACUGUGUGAGCCACCACCGCAGUUGCAUAGGCAGGCUCUGCACCAGGCACAUCCAGCUUGAUAUAAGUCAUCUGGGGCAAAAUGGGAGACAGAAUUGCUUGGUAUGGAAGGAACACAGCAGGGAUGCUGGUUCUACACCAGCAGUUUCUCCACGUGAGAAAACAGAGAUUUAAUUCUCCCAAACAAGCUCCUACAUGGAGAUGCCUUUUUUAGCUGGGGAUUCAGGAAUCAGAGUGUAUGUGUAAGUGUUCAUUCUCUUGGAAACAUAAUGCCCUGAGCAGCUGCUGUAUUAUGACAGUGGUAUAAGACCAAGCAAUGACACUUCUGCAAUGAAGAAACAAGAUUGCUUUCAUAAGAAUCUUAAGUGAUAUAUUUUUAAAUGUUUUAUUUCAGAACUGUUUUAGAGUAAAUGUUAGCAGUGUGCCUCUGUCUGAUGAUAAAUUAAUCCCCAUCACAUUAUGUUACUUGCUUCCCUUCAUUUUUUUUCAGUACCGGAUUCAGUACUCUGCAGUCAUCUAAAACUCACCUCAGAUUGGUAUUGGUAGAGAGACUCGCAUCUGAGUUGCAGCCUUCCCUUGUGUAGCAAAUUAACUGCGAAAAGGUGUCACUCCCAGAUUUGCAGAGUGAUGUAUCUAAUCAACUCCUCUAAAACCCAGUAAUUUCUUAGCACAGGUAGCAUUGCAAAAACUAUGACAUGGUGUUUUAAGUAUCAUCAUUCUUUUCACAAGAGCCCCUUCCACACUGGGUUUAUGUAUGUGUUGUUUUCAGCUUCCUAUGAUCAAAUGACUGCUUUGAAAAUCUGGAGAACGUGUGCAAAUGUAGAGGAGAAAGACAGCUCACGCUGUAAAUAACAGGUGAGGUUUUGGUAUCCUUACAUCAAUCCAUGGUGCAAAUUCAUCCGUACUGACACCUUCUACAAUCACAGAUCAAAAUAGUUGUUGAAUUCAGUGGUAGUACCAGGCUGUAAUAAUGCUAAGUGGACUGUAUUACAACAAGCUGAAAUAGAUAUUAAAUUAAAAAAAAAAUUAUGGAGAAGUAUGCAGUGUGGGUGGCCCUCCACUCCUCAGGAAAAAAAAAUUGUAAUGACUGUCCCAUACCCUUCUCAUUUUCUUACCAUUACUUUAAUAUUUCAUGUAAGGCACUCUUGAGCAGCUUCUGGGCAAGGAAGACUGGUUGAGAUUCCCUAAUAGUAAGUAAUUUAAAAAUUGCUUCUUAGCUAAUGGAAAUGUUGUUCAAUGAUCCAAUAUGCUCUUUCUUCUCUGUUAUUGGGAAAGAAGUCCUAAAUUAAAGACAAAUAAGCUUGCUUUGAAUGACAGCAAUAUAAAUCUCAAGUUAUGAGCCUUGUACUUUGAUUGACUGGAAAUUCCUGAAUGUUAAUCCUGGUCCUACUUUUUACUUACUGUGUGGCCGUCGAGUGAUAACUCAACUUUCUUGCAUCUGCAUCCCCAAAUGUAAUAUGUGGGUAGAUAUAUUGAUCCUGUGGGGGCACAAGUUGUUUAUUUGGUGUAGCAGAGUUUGUAAAGUGUUUUGAACAUCAGAAGUAGUAUAUAUAUUUAUAUGCUCACUGUUGUAAUUCUUUACCUGGUUAUUAAAACUGCUUCUUGAAAGGUGUCAGGAUAGAAGGCAGCAAGUAAUCACAUUUUGGUCUCUGUUAAUUGCCUUCACUGCAAACUGAUCUCUACUUCCAGUCUGUUUUCUUUUUUUUUUUUUGGGGGGGGGGGGGGCAUAUAAUAGCCUACAGUUUGUCUAAGUUUCUUUGUGUUCUCAAGUCUGUAUCCAAAUUCAGAACUGCUGCUUUCCUGCUGCAUCUGGAAUAUCCAGUGUUUACAUAUCCCCUUUUCAUCUUCUCUGUCUCAUGGACUGAUUCCACUAGAUAAUGACCAGUAAAAGCUGAAUAUGGUAGAAGAUGAUCUGAAGUUGCAAGCAGAAGGAACAACAGCCUCUAAAGUCUUGAGGGAGGAGUAAAUGGAAAACUGUGGGAACUUUAGUCCCUUCCCACAAAAUAGAGAAGCUUUUAAAAAGGUUGCUCAGAUCAAGGCUAAGAGAGAACAUAACAGUUUCUUCCUUUCCGGGAAUGGUUUGUGGUUUUCAAUGUGAAAUAAGAGUUGUGUGGGGCUUAAGUUUAGUCUCUCUGGCCAGUUUCCAUAUGUUUCCCUUUCUGCCCUGUCAGUUGACCUUUCCUGGGCUUAAUGUCUGUGUUUUCCAUUCUUUGAGGUUUUUGUCUUGCUACAUCAAUAUCCAGCUUGUUUUGUCAAAAUUGCAUGGUACCAGUUUGUUGGUCUUUUCUAUUUGUUAAUCUGCUUUUCACAGUGAUCUAUCUAUCAAUCACAGUGAUGAAAGACUGAAGUAAUUUGUAAUUCAGGUAGAACGUUUUCAUUUAUUUAAUUCUGAGCUCUUGGAAGAGAAGUCUACAAGGCUACAAAUGUGUUUUGUUUCAUUUAAUCCUUAUUUUAGUGUGAAAAGAUGCUACAGAUAUUCCGAGUUUGUGGGAAUUGAUCUGCGUCAGUAAUGUGAGAGAGAACAGAAGGCACAGAGUGUACGACAACAUUUAGCACGUAACAUGCUCAAAGCCCUUGCACAAACAGAGAUUAAUCAUCCCUAUCGUCCCUGUAAGGUAAAAUAUACAUUGUAAAUGGUGUUAAACCAGAGAUGAUUCUUGGGGUACCUCUCAGUAUUACCAAUGAAUUUUUAAGCAAUUACCAAGAAUCCUUUUCAGAGAGCAGAAACCUGCAGCAUCCAUGGUAGGUUUUAUUGAUUUUGCAUUUGCAGUGAUGACCAAAGGGUGGCACCCCAUACCCACAGUAAGUCUUAGGAACCAAAACAAAAGCUGUAAGGUACAGAGAGUUUCAACAUCUUUCUCCACUAUAUUGACACUGAGUAUGUUUUCUAUCUAAUCUGUUUGGAACCUGUGUCAGUGUAAUUUGUGUCUUUUUUUCCUAAAAAGGAGAGUGAUGUUUGGAAAAGGAGUAUGGAUUUCAUGAACUUUUAAAAUUGGUAUGCCAGUUAUAUGUGGUAUAUGGAUUUUUUUAUCUAAGACUAUUGACAUUAUCAGUAAAUAAGUGUUAUGUGUUAUGUGUGUCCUCUGAGUAUGUUUUCUAUCUAAUCUGUUUGGAACCUGUGUCAGUGUAAUUUGUGUCUUUUUUUCCUAAAAAGGAGAGUGAUGUUUGGAAAAGGAGUAUGGAUUUCAUGAACUUUUAAAAUUGGUAUGCCAGUUAUAUGUGGUAUAUGGAUUUUUUUAUCUAAGACUGUUGACAUUAUCAGUAAAUAAGUGUUAUGUGUUA